AUGUUUAUGGCAAGGUCGGAAUACGAUCGGGGUAUCAACACCUUCUCCCCCGAAGGCCGUUUAUUCCAAGUCGAGUACUCUCUCGAAGCCAUCAAGCUCGGGUCCACCGCUAUCGGCGUUUCGACCUCGGAAGGCGUCAUACUCGGCGUGGAGAAGCGCGUCACCUCCACCCUCCUCGAAACCUCGUCCGUCGAGAAGAUUGUCGAAAUCGACCGCCACAUUGGCUGUGCCAUGUCCGGCCUCCAGGCCGACGCCCGCUCCAUGGUCGAGCACGCCCGCGUCGAGUGCCAGUCCCACGCCUUCAACUACAACGAGUCCCUGCGCGUCGAGUCCUGCACCCAGGCCAUCUGCGACCUGGCUCUCCGCUUCGGCGAGGGCGCGGACGGCGAGGACCGCGUCAUGUCUAGGCCCUUUGGCGUCGCGCUCCUGAUUGCCGGCAUCGACGAGGACGGCCCCCAGCUCUUCCACGCCGAGCCUAGCGGUACCUUUUACAGGUACGACGCCAAGGCUAUCGGGUCCGGUUCCGAGGGUGCGCAGGCUGAGCUGCAGAACGAGUACCACAAGUCUCUUACACUCACCGAUGCAGAGACCCUCGUCCUCAAGACCCUCAAGCAAGUCAUGGAGGAGAAGCUAGAUGCCAAAAACGUUCAGCUUGCCAGUGUCACAAGGGAGAAGGGUUUCAGAAUAUACACAGACGAAGAGAUGGCCGAGGUCGUUCAGCGUCUACCCGCCAACUAA
Molecule: messenger RNA, 738 nt
Organism: Parascedosporium putredinis
Lineage: Eukaryota; Fungi; Ascomycota; Sordariomycetes; Microascales; Microascaceae
Source: the annotation of a GenBank genome assembly